GACUGGAAGCGGGCAUUCCGUAUUUCAAUCGCCGUGUGUGUGUUGGGUCCUAUGAGUAUUAAAUGUUUCCAUAUAUAAGUCAUCUUUUGAUGCACAAUAAACACUAAAUAACUGCUAAGAGCAUUAACUGAGUAUUUUCUGUUUUGUAGUGCACACUUUAGCUCUGUUAUUCCUUCGAAACUUGAUCUGUGGUCCUAAGUGCUGUAGUGAAAGUCAACAGCUAUAUAUAAUUUGUUGAUAAGGUUCAGAAAACAACGUAAGAAAGAUAAAAUAACGUAAAAGGUUAUAGAUGCGCAUAGUUUUUGUGAGUUAAGACGAAAUGUCAACUGAAGGGUAAGUCCUAAAUAUUUGUUGUUCUUCCUUCAGUUAAUUUUUUUCAAGGAAUAACCUUUUUUAAUAACUAUUGUAUGUUGUCUCUAGUGCUUCAUGCUCAAGUGAAAUUUCAGUGAACGUAAGCGACGCGUUCCAACGUAUUAUGCUGAAUAAGAGAUUCAGAAGCUGGAUUGAAUUAGAUAAUGCGCUAAAGGAUUUCCAUAAAGUAUGAUGGGAUAAAUCUAUGUUUUCUCAGAUGACCCAUACACACUAUGUUCACGCAGAAAGUAGAUUGUUGAAGGAUGUGAGAUAUAAAUACUUGUUCGUAGUGUUUCGUUGCACGUUUGGUCGUAAACGUAAAUCAGAAGGUCCGGAAAAAGACAAAUGAUAAAAUACUAAAAACCUACUUGACUCGACUGGUAACCUCAGAAACGGUCGGAAGGUAAUUUUUUAAUGUAUUUAUUCACUAGAUUUAAUCAAUAUUACAGAAUAAUAAACCGCAGAGACAGAGUGAUAGGCCAGUACCUAUCACGUUUCUGGAUGCCACGUAAAACAAUGUGGGCGCGUGCCUUUUACGGCAGUGUAUUAACUUUGGGUAACAACACGAAUAAUCGUGUUGAGUCAUUAAAUAGGCAGAUAAAAAGAUAUGUACGCAAAAGCGACAGCUUGCACAAAUGCAUGUACAAGGCUUUUAAGUGGAGUUCAAUGACAUUCUCUAGAAAAAGCAUUGAAGACCAAAUAAUCAGUGGACGAACAUACAAUUAUGAUGCUCCACAGCGUCUUAUACCCUUGCUGAAUAUGUUGACCCCAUUCGCAAGAUCCAAAGUGUUAUACGAACUUAAAAAAAUGCGUUUCGUUAACUUAGAAUAUGAAAGCGGCGAGUGGUUGUUUAUGCUUGACCGCGGACAACAUUACGAAGUAGAUGUAAGUAUUUGUGAAUGCAAUUGUAGCACGUUUAAUAUGUGUCGAUAUCCGUGCCGCCAUCUCCUGCUGACAUAUAUUAAAAGACGAAAUCUAACAGUUCAUCAACUUCUUAGGUGUUGCUGCAGAUGGAAAUUAGACAAUACGCACAAUUUACAAAACAACACAGGAAUUUCAUUACGGAGACGGAGUAAAGAAUAUAUACAACUUCAACGGCUCCAAAGAAUGUGCAAACAACAAAUUGUUGAGAAAUAUGGUGAACGCUUCGCGAAUCAGGUGGAGAGAAAAGUCUACAAUUUUUACUUAAGAAUUAUAAACAGCUAGACAGCAGGUUUACGACUAACAGUUCUUUGUGGCUUUAUUUUAUACCACUAUUUAUACAACUUGUAAACUUAUCUUUCCACUUUAGUAGUCAUGAAAAAUCAAUAAACUUUUUCUCAUUUUUUAUUUUCGUCUUCUUCAUACUUUCAUGGGGAGGUUUACCAAUCGCUUUAACGAAUAAUUGUGUGUGAAAAUUAAGAAUUUGUACUACUGUAUUAGUUACGAACUGUCGUUAGAACUUAGCGUUAUAUCGUUGUUCAUUGUGAGGAAUCAACGAGUCAAAUAAAACAAUAAUGCGACUUCCACGUAAAACCUUACAGAUUAAACAACCGCCUUACAUAUUUUCCGUUGUCAGAUUACGUCCAUUAUCAAGUUAGUAUUAGUAUGGAACUAGACAAUUUCAUGCAGCUAGUUCCUUGAUAAGAUGGAUUACGUAAUCCUUAGACCACCCUUCCACUCACACUUCUUUGCUAAAUUAUGUUAACUCUUCAGAUUGUCUUCACUUAUCUUAUUAGUUCUUAAUUCACUGAUUUAUUCAUUACAUCUAGAAUUAUCACACAAUUUAUCUUAUAUGCUUCUGAGCUUCACUCGACUAUUACACCACCCAUCCUUUAUGUUCCCUUAAGUCUAACACCAAAUGACCUUUGACCUGUUCAAGCAUAUACAUAUGUAUAGUUAUUAUUGAUAACCUAGGUCAUUCCAAUUCUUUGCUUUCUAUUAUCUUUCAUACUAUUUCCUCCCUCAAUCUUAAAUUAUAAUGCAUAUUCAGUUGUAUGCAACUUGUGAGAAACCACGAAAUGUAAUGCAGUCACAUGAUUCUGCGUCAAUAUUUGUUUUGGCUUUAUUUAGACCAUAAUUAUACAAACUUACAGGAUUUAUAAUGUAAGACACUGCGUAUGGUUGUUAUAUUUAUAUUUAAAUAAUUCAUUAGAUGAAUGAGCAUAGCAGUAGGCAAUAUAAAACAGUUAUCGUAAACUUGUAAACCGGUUUUCCACACGAUCUUCCGUAAUCCUAAAUUCCAUAAGCUUCAUACUAUUCUGAAAAACAACAAAUCCGUUUUGAGACAAACAAUUAAAGUUUGUUCUCAGUAUCAUAUUCAAUAAGUUAUUCAAAUAGCAAGUAACAGACUGUGCCUAUAAGUCUUUUAUUAACAAGUAGUGACAUUCAUUCAUAACUUCCUAAGUAACACAACUGUAUUACCGAAACGGAGUGAAGAGUAUAUAAUAACUCAUUUGUGAACCCUAUAACAGACACGUCACAAAUCAGUAUUAACUAAAAAACAUGGUUGUGUCAUCAUUCUCACAAGAAACACCGAUCGUUUUAUUCAUGAAGAUUUUGUUCCUACUUGAUGUGGUGUUAUACACUAUUACUGCAGACGUUCAGAAAGCCGCUGGACAACACUAUAAACGUCAAUUGUUACUCACAUAUUUUUUUUCUCAGAUACGUUACAUAAUUAUGUCACUUCAGUACAAAACAAUGGUACCUCUGAUGGAUAUAACUUUUUAUGGCUAAAUACAAACAAGUUAUAUAAUAUUCACAAUUAGGUUAACGCUUGAUUGCUUCUACUUACAUUUUAUAAACAACUACCGACAUCCAUGCUCACCGUCACCACAAUCAAGGUGAACCAUAUGUAAAAGAUUUUACGGUUCAUUUUCAUGAAAACUCAAUCUGUGAUGUAUUUUUUGACUAGAAACACGGUGAACUUUACUUGCUUGAGUUUGUAUUGUUACAAAUAACUAUAUUAAGCUAACUUCAGAUUUACUUACGUGGUGAGCAAGAAAUACGUCAAACUGCCAAUAAAUUGGAAUAAAAACUAUGUUACAAGCACUAGCAAUACAGAAAUUGAUGUGUCAUGCAAAAAAGCCUGUUAAUAGCUGAUAAAUAACGACACAAAAAAUCCACGACAAUAUGUAACGUGUGCGCGAAAAUCCGUGGCUUAUCCGCCAGUCCGUGCCGAAGUCUAGGUACCCCUUAUUUCAAAAUUCGAGCAUCCAAAUUCAGACGUACGUGUAC
Messenger RNA from Schistosoma haematobium, 3567 nucleotides. Its product is annotated as Zinc finger, SWIM-type containing 3. Gene Ontology annotation, molecular function: zinc ion binding. The transcript is spliced from 3 exons. The record is from RefSeq and is a predicted model, not a curated record. NCBI's taxonomy places the organism in Eukaryota, Metazoa, Platyhelminthes, Trematoda, Strigeidida, Schistosomatidae. The coding region runs from base 766 to 1557 and encodes 263 amino acids.